AUGGCGCGAACGAAACGAGUCCCUGUCCGGCGCGAAUCUUCGUCCGAAUUCUUCAACAAACAGACUUCGUCUUGGGAAGACGCCAAUGGCAGAGGAGAGAAGUCGCAAGUAUCCAAUGGGCUUACAAAGGCUGCCAAUGGCCCAUCCUUACACGAUGCCAAGUCCGAGGCUGGCGUGGUCCAGCUCAUAAUUUCUGUCGCGGGAAUUUAUGCCUCAUUCUUAACAUGGGCCUACCUGCAGGAAAAGUUGACCACGACGCCUCACGGCUCAGCAGCCGCCCCAGAGCGAUGGCACUUCCCUGUGUUUCUCAACACUAUUCAGUCUCUAUUUGCUGCGACCGUCGGUUCGAUAUACCUGCUGCUCUCGACGCCAAAGGGCUCCUCCGUGCCUCCCAUCAUCCCUUCGCGUCGUAUUCUCGGGCCCCUCGCCCUCGUCGCCGUCACCAGCAGCCUCGCCAGUCCCUUUGGAUACGCUAGUCUCGCGCACAUCGACUACAUCACCUUUUUGCUAGCCAAGAGCUGCAAGCUCCUGCCUGUCAUGUUCCUCCACAUCACCGUCUUUCGCAAGCGCUACCCCCUCUACAAGUACCUUGUCGUGGCGGCUGUGACCGCUGGCGUCGCCGUCUUCACCCUCCACUCCGGCAAGAAGAGCAAGAAGUCGACCAAGUCGGACGAGGCCAACGUUGUUUGGGGCCUGCUCCUCCUGGGCAUCAACCUGCUCUUCGAUGGUCUCACCAACAGCACACAGGACUACAUCUUCCAGACUUUCCGCCCCUACAGCGGUCCGCAGAUGAUGUGCGCAAACAACAUGAUGAGCACCCUCGUCACUGGGCUGUAUCUCCUCGCUAGUCCGUACCUCGUCGCUACGGGUAUAGGCGAAUGGCUGGGCAUGGAUGUUGCCGGCAGCGCGGGUGAACUGACCGCCGCUCUGGACUUCAUGCGCCGCCACCCAGCUGUCUGGAAGGAUGUCCUCGGCUUUGCAGCCUGCGGCGCCAUCGGCCAAGUCUUUAUCUUCUACACCCUAUCUACAUUCUCAUCCGUCCUCCUCGUCACCGUAACCGUCACCCGCAAAAUGUUCACCAUGAUUCUGUCAGUCGUCGCUUUCGGCCACCGCCUGACGCAGAUGCAGUGGCUGGGCGUGGGUCUCGUUUUUGGCGGAAUCGGCGUCGAAGCUGGCAUUGCUAGACAGGAGAAGAUGGCAAAGGAAGCGGCGAAGAAGGCCGCUGCAAAGAAGGACUCUUAA
Molecule: messenger RNA, 1242 nt
Organism: Pochonia chlamydosporia 170
Lineage: Eukaryota; Fungi; Ascomycota; Sordariomycetes; Hypocreales; Clavicipitaceae
Product: solute carrier family 35 member B1 protein
Exons: 3
Coding region: 1-1242 (413 amino acids)
Biological process (GO): UDP-galactose transmembrane transport
Cellular component (GO): endoplasmic reticulum membrane; Golgi membrane
Molecular function (GO): UDP-galactose transmembrane transporter activity; UDP-glucose transmembrane transporter activity
Source: RefSeq, a predicted model, not a curated record